Drosophila mauritiana is the source of this 943-nucleotide messenger RNA. RefSeq names its product fat body protein 2. Gene Ontology annotation, molecular function: oxidoreductase activity, acting on the CH-OH group of donors, NAD or NADP as acceptor. Bases 21 to 857 code for a protein of 278 amino acids. Gene Ontology annotation, cellular component: cytoplasm. NCBI's taxonomy places the organism in Eukaryota, Metazoa, Arthropoda, Insecta, Diptera, Drosophilidae. The record is from RefSeq and is a predicted model, not a curated record. The transcript has 3 exons.
ACUGAGGAGCUCAGUGUUUGAUGAAGCCACAAGGAAUACCACCGACUACUACACGAAUUAGCCAGACCAAGAUGUCCUUUCGCGGCAAGAAUGCAGUGGUGACCGGUGGAGCUGGAGGCAUUGGACUGCAGGUGUCCAAGCAGCUCCUGGCCGCUGGAGCAGCGAAGGUGGCCAUCAUUGAUUUGCAGGAUAAUCUGGAGGAGUUUGUGAAACUUAGGGCCGCUCAUCCCACCCAAAGCGUAAUGAUCGUCAAGAUGGAUGUUGCGAACAAGAAGGGUGUGGAAGCCACCUAUGAGGAGAUAGCCAAGACCUUUGGCAAUAUCGAUAUUGUGGUCAAUGUAGCAGGGAUUUUCAACGACAAGGAUGUGCAGAGGACUCUGUUGGUAAAUCUAGGUGGAAUCAUCAAUUCCACACUGAGCGCAUUGCCCUACAUGGGCAAGGAUAAUGGCGGCAAAGGCGGCAUUGUGGUUAACAUGAGCUCGGUGGUGGGUCUGGAUCCAAUGUUCAUCAUUCCCGUUUACGGAGCCACCAAGGCUGGCAUCAUCAACUUCACCCGCUGCUUGGCGAACGAAAAGUACUAUCAACGUUCGGGCAUCAAGUUUGUGACUGUUUGUCCAGGAGCUACAAUGACGGACAUGUUCACUAACUUUACGGAGAAGAUCAUCUUCCCGGAAACGAGUGACGAGACCUAUAGAAUCCUGGAUAGGUUGAACAAGCAGAGUGCCGCUGAUGUCUCUCGCUGCAUUCUGAAUGUCCUGGAGAAGGACAAGAACGGAGCUGUCUAUGUCAUUGAGGGUAAGCGCGUUUACCCCUUGGAAAUGAAGCCCCAGUGGACGGGCAAGGAACAGGCCCUCUAAGUUCACAUCCUGAACACACGCAUUUUACAAAUAUGAAGAUAUUAUGGACACUAGUUAUUUAAUAAACAAACGAUGCACAGAAAUAA